CGGUCGCCCCAGAGUCGGUGGAGGCUGCACGUGGGUUGAAACUUGAAACUUUCAGGCCUGGCCAUGGAUACGCCGCUCAGGCGCAGCCGGCGGCUGGAAGGCCUAAACCCUGAAUCCCCCGAGACCCCCAGCCGAGUUUUGCGGGCGAGACGGGCCCUUGUGGCGUUCAAGUCGGACCCAGAAGAAACGAGGGAGCCCGAGUCGCCGAGUGCGCGGCAACCCGGCCUGGAGUCUCCCGGCUGUCAGCUGGAGACAAGCCCGGAAUCACCUAUUCUACGGCAGGGUGCAGGUUUGGGGUCCCCCGGAAGGGAGCCGGAGCCGGGCCCAGGGUCCCACCAGGUUCAGCAAGAUCCAGGCGUGGAGUCGCCCCAAACACUUCCGGAGUCGGGUCCACAACCCCCCGGGUUUCAGCCAAAGCCAAGUGGGCAGUCAGCAAAGUUCUCCCAAACCCAAGAAGAACUGGACUCGGAGUUGGCCCUGAGUAAGAAGGAGCUGGCCUCGGGGUCUCCCCGACAUCAGCUGCAGCUGGGCCCAGGAUCCCCUGAGCCUUACCCGGCUCAGCAAGCGCCGGGUCCGGAGCCCUCGCGACCACUACAGGAGCCGACAGCCCAGUCACCCGGCUCCCCCCAGGGUCAGCACGAGCCGAGCAAGCCACCUUCGGCCGGGGAGACGGUGAAAAGCGGCCUAGGGGCAAAGAAGCGGACAAGUUCUUCAGCCCAGGCCCCAGCGUCCAAGAAGUUGAAGGAGGGGAAGGAGGUUCCUGUAAUCCCUAAGGGAAAGCCCAAAUCCGGGCGGGUGUGGAAGGACCGCUCCAAGAAAAGGUUCUCCCAAAUGGUGCAGGACAAGCCCCUGCGCACAUCCUGGCAGCGGAAGAUGAAGGAACGGCAGGAGAGGAAGCUGGCCAAGGACUUCGCCCGGCACCUAGAGGAGGAGAAGGAGAAACGCCGGCAGGAGAAGAAACAGCGCCGGGCCGAGAACCUGAAACGCCGCCUGGAGAAUGAGCGGAGGGCAGAGGUUGUCCAAGUGAUCCGAAACCCCGCCAAGCUCAGGCGGGCGAAGAAGAAGCAGCUUCGCUCCAUUCAGAAGCAGGACACGCUGGCGCUGCUGCAGAAGCCACCCCAGGGGCCAGCAGCCAAGAUGUGAGCACGGGCCAGCCCAGAGGCCUUCUGCGGCCAACCGCUGUGUCAGACCUGCACUCGUCGGGCCACUGGUCACACGCCUCAGGGGAACGCGGCACUCCAGCGCUGGCGCCACCCCACCCCGCCCCACCCCAGAGGGGCUCUGAGCCUUCGGGGGCUCUCAAGCCCGGAGGGAGCCUGCGGCCUGGCAGAGACUGGAGGAGGGAAGAGGUUCAGCCCCGACCCCCGCCUCCUUCCUGCUCUCUCCUCCUUCAUCGAGUGCCUUGCAACCAUGAAGGGUAAAUUCUCUGGUUCCUUGGGAGCUGACAACUGGAGGGUGACUCUCUAAAAUGUGUAUUCCGGCUCAAGGCCGCGGGUCCGACCCAGGCCAGGAGGCUGCAGUCAGGAACCAGUCCCCCUCGCACCAUCCCAAGCGCUGCUUGGGGUGUCUGCAGCCCACUGGCCCUGUCGCCCGGCCAGCUGAACCCGGCUUCCCCGACUUUUCAACACCGAAAGGUUUCAGGGAGUGAGGUCCGCCCCGCCCCCCAGCUCGCUCUCGCCUGUGCCGGACUCUGCGGAAGCCCCGCGGAUCUGAUUCACCCGUGCCAUCCAGUCUGUAACAAAUAUUUAUUGUGUACAGGCACAGUUCUAGGUAUCGGGGAAUAGAGGCCCCUGCCCACAAGGAGCUUUCGUUCUGUCGGAAAAAAACAUAAUAAACAGGGAAAUGGUACUGUGUUAGACAGUGGGAAGUGCCACGAGUGAAGCCGGGGGGGGGGGGGGUAGCAGGGAGCACGGGGAGCUGUGAAGGUGGACGUCGGCUCGGUCAGCUGCGCAUCUGUUCGUCUGCUGAGCACGGGCUGUGGGCAAGGCCCGGCACGAUGGCAAGCAGUAAGCCGGCCAGCCCGGCCUUCAGGACCCCAGCCAGGAGCCGCACAGGCAGCACUGGACCGAGAUUCCACUGUUCCACCCACCAGUUACUGGCCACAGCUCUGCGCCUGGCCCCGGGACAGACCCAGGUGCAGUGGUCUUUGUCUUCUAGCGCGUGGCGGGUAGAGGAGACGUGUCAGGGCAUGGAUGCGCUAUCAGGAGGUCCGAGUUAGCCCUGACUGCUACAGAUCGGGACAGCCGCCCAGCUGCUGCGUGGUUGGGGGGUGGGCAUUGGAAAGAUUUGGGGAUUACCAGCAUUGCCCAUAGGGUAUUCCAUGGUAGAAUACCAGGCCCAUAUAGAUGUCGGAUCCAUGAGGAAAUGUCAUGUGCUGUGGUCUCAGGGGCUGCUGUGCACAUUCACAUACUAAGAAGACCUUCAGCAGAGAUGCCCACUGCACUGGAUUAGCCCAGGCUGGCCACGGCACCCCUUGCUCUUUCUACCUUAUAAACCCCUUGGUUGGUGCUGGGUCGGUAGGGUAGAGAGGAGGCCUCUUACAGGCAAGACCUUCAGUACCUUGGGUAUGUUGCGGGUGGUGGGGGGUGGGGGUGUUCUUUCACUUACUAAAUGGUAGUUGAACUGCAUGGUGCUCAAUGGUGAGUAUGCAGACCCUAUACUUUGGGUAAGUGGAUUAAUCUCCAUGUACCUCAGUUGGAUCAUGGGUAGAAACUGGAGCUAAUAGAACCUGUCCCUCAAGAUUGUGGGAUCAAGCGUCUAGUUCAAUAAACGUUGGCUAGGUGACUACGUGAA
This is a messenger RNA of Leptonychotes weddellii (Weddell seal), 2793 nucleotides long. It is a transcript of the gene CCDC86, whose product is annotated as coiled-coil domain containing 86. The record is from RefSeq and is a predicted model, not a curated record. Gene Ontology annotation, cellular component: nucleolus. Lineage: Eukaryota; Metazoa; Chordata; Mammalia; Carnivora; Phocidae.